Messenger RNA from Boleophthalmus pectinirostris (great blue-spotted mudskipper), 950 nucleotides. It is a transcript of the gene ier3ip1, whose product is annotated as immediate early response 3 interacting protein 1. Lineage: Eukaryota; Metazoa; Chordata; Actinopteri; Gobiiformes; Gobiidae. The record is from RefSeq and is a predicted model, not a curated record. Bases 33 to 281 code for a protein of 82 amino acids. The transcript has 3 exons. Gene Ontology annotation, cellular component: COPII-coated ER to Golgi transport vesicle; Golgi membrane; endoplasmic reticulum membrane. Gene Ontology annotation, biological process: endoplasmic reticulum to Golgi vesicle-mediated transport.
UUUCUCUCGGAGGAAGGAGCAGAUUUGCCAGCAUGGCGUUUACACUGUACACUCUGAUCCAAACCGCUAUUCUCUGCACUAAUGCUAUCGCCGUUCUGCAUGAGGAGAGGUUCCUCAGUAAGAUUGGCUGGGGAGUGGAUCAGGGAGUCGGAGGAUUUGGAGAUGACCCAGGAGUCAAAGCCCAGGUCCUGAAUCUGAUACGCUCUGUCCGGACUGUCAUGAGAGUGCCUCUAAUCAUUGUGAAUUCGGCCUCCAUUGUCCUCUUGCUGCUGUUUGGUUGACAGUGGUGCAAAAUGGAGCCAGAAGAUUAAACUAGCCAAGAAAACUUUCCACCAGAAUACCUCAUGGAGCUAUGAACUUUGUGGGCACAAUACUGCACAUCUUUAUCUAAAGAACUGAGAAAUGCAUCUUGGACACUCUGGACACUUGCUGUUGUCUUACAAAUGAUGUGCAAUGUUUUUAAGAGUGAAAAUCUAACAUGGGACUGAGAGUGGAUCAUGGUUUAUUAACCAGAUUUUGAAGGUAAACAUUGGUGUGAUACAGUUAUGGAAAUGAGUAAUACUGUCAUACUUACUACAGAAUUUAAGUUUUUGUUCAAUGUUUUGUUUUUUUUAUAGCCAAAAUUAAACAUGUUUACAUUUUAAGUCAUGUCUAUUCACAGACUAAAUUAUUGGACUGUUAUUCAGGUAGAGCAAGUACUAAAUAGACCAAACAAAGGCACAACACAUAAUAUGAAUUUGUUUCCUGUUUUUUUAUUUGUAAUCUGCUUGCUUUUAACUGCCAAUUUAACAAAUAUUUAUUAAAAUUUUAGUUUUAAAGCUCAAGGGUUAGAAGGGUGGAGGUAAAUCUGCUAGAAUUAAAGCAUAUGUUUAGCAGAGAUUAUUCAUAGUAAGCCACAAUGAGCUGCCAGUUUGGAAAGCAACACAAGCAGACAAGAAAUGCACUGUAUU